Etheostoma spectabile (orangethroat darter) is the source of this 11310-nucleotide messenger RNA. Its product is annotated as mucin-5AC. The record is from RefSeq and is a predicted model, not a curated record. Gene Ontology annotation, molecular function: protein binding. NCBI's taxonomy places the organism in Eukaryota, Metazoa, Chordata, Actinopteri, Perciformes, Percidae. Gene Ontology annotation, cellular component: extracellular matrix. Bases 1 to 11064 code for a protein of 3687 amino acids. The transcript is spliced from 53 exons.
AUGGCCAACGAGUGGCUGCUGUGGCUGACCCUGUCUGCCAUCAUAGCUGCUUGGCACAGCGAACUUGACUUUUUUUCAACAGAGGCAAAGUCUGCUGUGAACACCUUCUCCUCCCAGAUUUCAGAAAAACUAACAGGUGUUAGUCCCAUCCACAAUGACCAGGUUUGCAGUACAUGGGGUAACUUCCACUUCAAGACCUUUGACGGAGAUGUUUUCCAGUUGCACUCGACUUGCAACUACGUCCUGACCUCAUCAUGCAGGAGCAGUUACAAGGACUUCAACAUCCAGAUAAGACGACAGGGUGCUGGCAACAAUCCCACCAUCAGCAACAUCAUCAUGAAGCUGGAGGGUUCAGUGGUGGAGCUCUCUGAGGGCUCCGUGGUUGUCAAUGGAAAAUCAGCCACCCUACCAUUCAGUCAAGCAGGAGUGCUCAUUGAGAAAACUCCCACCUACAUCAAAAUCAAAGCAAAGCUGGGUUUGGUUGCUAUCUGGAACGAGAAGGAUGCUUUUAUGGUGGAACUAGACCCUAAGUACAAGAACCAAACCUGUGGUCUUUGUGGAGACUUCAAUGGUGUCCAGGUCUAUGAUGAGUUCUACAGCCAUGGUGUAAAAAUAUCCCCUAUGGAUUUUGCUAACUUCUGGAAAAUGGAUGGUCCAACUGAAAGCUGCUCUGACUACAAGCUGGAAUCAACACAAAGCUGCAACAACAUGAAGCCUCUGUGUGAGCAAAUCCUCACAGGACCAGCCUUCAACAGCUGUCACAGUCUGCUGGACGUCGCCUCCUUUACUUCGGCCUGUGUUGCAGAUCUCUGCAACUGUGACAAUGGCAUGAAUGAACACGUUGAAUCCCUCUGCCUGUGCAACACUGUUUCAGAGUUCUCCAGACAGUGUGGACAUGCGGGUGGCAAACCCCAAAACUGGAGAAUGAAAGAACUCUGCUGGAAGUCAUGUCCCAACAAAAUGGAGUACAAGGAAUGUGGGAGUCCCUGUGCUGAUACCUGCUCCAACCCAGAGGCCAGCCACACCUGUGAUCACCACUGUAUCGAUGGAUGCUUCUGCCCUGCAGGCACUGUGCUGGAGGAUUUGAACGGAUCGGGUUGUGUCCCAUUAAACGAGUGCUCCUGCAGCUACAACAACAAGAUCUAUGGCCCCGGAGAGUCCUACUCCAGUAACUGCAAAAAAUGUGUGUGUGCAAGUGGCCAGUGGACGUGUACGGAGGAGAACUGUCCAGGAACCUGCUCUGUGGAGGGAGGAGCCCACAUCAACACCUUCGAUGAAAAAGUCUACACCUUCCAUGGGGACUGCUCUUAUGUGCUGGCUAAGGACUGCAAUGGAUCCCAGUUCGAGGUUCAAGGAGAACUGGAGCAGUGUGGACUGACUGAGAGUGAGACCUGCCUCAAGUCUGUUACCUUGGGUUUGUCUGGAGGGCUUAAUGUGAUCAAAAUCCAGUCCAAUGGCAAGGUUUUUGUGAAUGGCAUAUACGCUCAGUUACCCUUCUCUGCUGCUGGGAUCUCCGCCUUCAGAGGGUCCUCUUACUACGUGCUGGUGCAAACGUCUGUUGGUGUUCUGUUGGAGGUGCAGCUCCAGCCAGUGAUGCAGCUCUACGUCAAAGUGACCAGUGGCUACCAGGCCAAGACCUGUGGUCUGUGUGGGAACUUCAACGGUAACCAAGCUGAUGACUUCCUAAAGCUCAGUGGCGUUCCAGAUGCCACAGCACCCGGUUUUGUCAACAGCUGGAAGACACAUGCUGCUUGCCCUGACGUUAAGAGCAACUUCGAGAACCCCUGCAGUCUUAGUCUGGAUAAUGAGAAGUACGCCCAGCACUGGUGCUCCAUGCUGAGUGACCCUCAGGGAGUGUUUGCCUCCUGUCACUCCGAGAUUAGCCCUGACUCCUACAAAGAGAACUGCAUGUAUGACAGCUGUAACUGUGAGAAAAGUGAGGACUGUAUGUGUUCCGCGGUCUCCUCCUAUGUCCACGCCUGUGCCGCUGCAGGAAUCCAGCUCCCCGGCUGGAGGGCGACCCUCUGUGGGAAGUAUGCUAGCUCGUGCCCCAGCAGCAUGGUCUACUCCUACACCAUCACUUCCAGCAGUCGCACCUGCCGCUGCAUCAGCACCACAGACCCCAGCUGUCACUUCUCUUUCCCGCCAAUCGAUGGUUGCGUCUGUGCAGAGGGAACCUACAUGGAUGACACUGGGAAGUGUGUCCCAUCUCAGGCUUGUCCUUGUUAUCACAAAGGCUCAGUGGUGCCUCCUGGACAGGUCGUCAACAAGGAUGGGGUCAUGUGCACAUGUAAGGAGGGCAAACUCAGCUGCAUUGGAGAGGUUAUUACACCGUCAACCUGUGCUCCACCCAUGGUGGCCUUCAACUGCUCCGCUAAUGACCCAGUUGCAAGAGGAACUGAGUGUGAGAAGAGCUGCAACACAUUAGACAUGGCCUGUAUGGCGACAGGGUGUGUCUCUGGCUGCAUGUGUCCAUCUGGGAUGGUGUCUGAUGGUAAAGGAGGCUGCAUUAAGCCAGAAGCCUGUCCUUGUGUCCACAACGGUGUCUCCUACCCGCCUGGAGAGACCACCAAGGUGGACUGCAACACCUGCACUUGUAAAGACAGGAAGUGGCACUGCACUACCAACCAGUGUGAUGCAACCUGCUCUGUAUAUGGCGAUGGACACUACAUGACUUUUGAUCAGAAGCGCUUCACCUUUGAUGGCAACUGUGAAUACAUUCUCGCUCAGGACUACUGUGGCAGUGCUCAGAGUAAUGGGACGUUCAGAGUGGUCACUGAGAAUGUUCCCUGUGGAACCACAGGAACCACCUGCUCCAAGAGCAUCAAGAUCUUCCUGGGGAAUGCAGAACUGACUCUAGCAGAGGGAAGCUACCAGCUGAUUUUGAGUAGAAAUGAAGAAACAGCUCCAUUCAGUUACAGCACUAUGGGCAGUUACCUGGUAAUUGAAGCCAACAAUGGACUCAUUUUCAUGUGGGAUAGGAAGACCACCUUGUUCAUCAAGCUCAGCCCAAAAUAUAAGGGUCGUGUGUGUGGGCUGUGUGGCAACUAUGACGACAAUGCAAAUAAUGACUUCACCACAAGGUCCCAUGCCGUGGUGGUCAACCCACUGGUGUUUGGGAACACCUGGAAGGAUUCACCCAGCUGCCCCGACGCUCACAGCCUCACCAGCCCCUGCACAGCCAACCCAUACAGACAGGCGUGGGCCCAGAAACAGUGCAGCAUUAUCCAGAGUGACGUCUUCUCUCCCUGCCACUCCAUUGUGGAUCCUGCUCCAUACUAUGAAGCUUGUGUAUCUGACUCCUGUGCUUGUGACACGGGUGGAGACUGCGAGUGUUUCUGCACUGCUGUGGCCGCUUACGCCGAAUCCUGUAAUCAAGCUGGCGCCUGUAUACGAUGGAGAACCCCAAAGAUUUGUCCUAUCUUCUGUGAUUACUACAACCCCCCUGGUGAAUGUGAAUGGCACUACAUGCCAUGUGGAUCUCCGUGUAUGAAAACCUGCAGGAACCCAUCCGGCAGCUGUUCGCCACAGAUGCCUCCUCUUGAAGGUUGCUAUCCAAAAUGUCCUCCUACUCAGCCAUACUUUGAUGAGGAUACAAUGACAUGUGUGUUAAAAGAACAAUGUGGCUGCUACGAUAAAGAGGGGAAACACUACAAUAAUAAUGACAAAGUGCCAACAACCGAAAACUGUCAUACAUGUACAUGCAGUUCAAUGACUAUCCAAUGCCAGUAUGAUGCCCAAGGUAUGCAACAUUUUGGAGAGAUUGAUGGUUGUAAAAAUAUGUAUUUAUGUUUUACAGCCUGUACUUGCACAUAUAAUGGAAACAAAUAUCCCCCUGGCCAUCUAAUUUAUAACACAACCGAUGGAUAUGGUAACUGCAUCACAGCAGUUUGUGGAAAUAAUGGUUCCAUUGACCACAAGUCAUAUCGAUGCCCAGUAUCCAUAACGACAACACAUAUGCCUACUACUGCACCCAGCCAGUCUACAACCACCUUUGUUUUUUCAUCAACCACACCAGAGCCACACACAGUGCCAGUCCCAUGUACUCCUUGUAAUUGGUCGCCAUGGUAUGAUACCAGCUUCCCGACACUGGGAACACAAGGAGGAGACAUGGAAACAUACAAAAAGAUUAGAGAGGCAGGGCACAAUAUAUGUGCCAAUCCAAGCCAGAUCCAAUGCAGAGCUGAGAAAUUCCCAAAUGUCACCAUUGAAAAUGUGGGACAAGUGGUGGAAUGUAAUCUGGCUAAGGGGCUGACUUGCAGAAAUGAAGACCAGUCAGGACCACUGGCCUUGUGCUUUAACUACCAAGUCAGAGUUCAGUGUUGUGACUACAGUGCAUGUCCAACCGAGCAUCCUCCUACAACAUCUUCAAUACCUACAACGACUAAAGAUGUUACCAAAACACCUUGUCAGGAAACAUUAUGCAACUGGUCACACUGGAUAAAUUCAGACUAUCCUGAAUACGGUAAUGGAGGUGGCGACAAUGAAACCAUCAAACACAUUAUCCAGAAAGGAUUUCACAUCUGUGAGAAACCAGUGGCGGUGGAAUGUCGGUCAGAGCACUAUCCGCUGACUCCCCUAAAUCAAUUGGCACAAAAAGUGACAUGUAAUAACAAAGGACUUCUGUGUGAGAACAGGUUACAGGAUCCUCCCAUAUGUUUAGAUUAUGAAAUAAAGGUAAAGUGUUGCAAGACAGUGAUGUGCAGCACAUUACCAAAACCUACUACUUCUAUCACAGCCAUACCGACUAAACCCCCUUCUACUACGACCGCCAGACCCUCUACCACAACUGAAACAACAACUCAGCCACCCACAACUACUGGCACAACCACUACACCGUCUACCACAGCUCCAGCUACAACACCUUCAACUCCCUUAACUACUGUUCCAAUAACAACACCUUCAACUACGAUAUCCACUACACCUUCUACUACAACUGAAACAACAACUCAGCCACCUACAACUACUUUUACAACACCAACACCAUCAACCACAUCUGAAACACCAACCACUAGUCAGCCACCAACACCUACAACUUGCCCAGGGGGACAUGAUGUGACAUGUGGCUGGUCGGAAUGGAUCAAUAAUGGGAAGCCCACAACAGGCCCUGAUGGGGGGGACAAUGAAUCCAUCAAGAACCUAAUCUCUGCUGGUUAUCAUAUAUGUUCGGCUCCUGAAGAAGUCCAAUGUAGAGCUACCCUUUACCCAGGACUUCCCAUGUCACUGGUGGGACAAAAUGUGAUUUGCAAGAAAGAUGUUGGUCUCAUAUGCUCCAACAAACAACAAGGGCUCCAGCAAGAGUGUUUUGAUUACGAGAUCAGAUUUAAAUGCUGUGGGUGUCCAACACAAACUCCUUCUACUACACUUCCAACACCAACACUUUCAACUCCCUCAACUACAGUUACAACUCCUAAAGCUUCAACUCCCUCAACAACAGUUACAACUACAACACCUUCAACUCCCUCAACUACAGUUACAACUCCUACAGCUUCAACUCCCUCAACUACAUUUCCAACUACAACCCCUUCAACUUCGACAUCCACUACACCUUCUACUACAACUGAAACAACUCAGCCACCAACACCUACACCUUGCCCAGGGGGACAUGAUGUGACAUGUGGCUGGUCGGAAUGGAUCAAUAAUGGGAAGCCCACAACAGGCCCUGAUGGGGGGGACAAUGAAUCCAUCAAGAACCUAAUCUCUGCUGGUUAUCAUAUAUGCUCGGCUCCUGAAGAAGUCCAAUGUAGAGCUACCCUUUACCCAGGACUUCCCAUGUCACUGAUGGGACAAAAUGUGAUUUGCAAGAAAGAUGUUGGUCUCAUAUGCUACAACAAACAACAAGGACUCCAGCAAGAGUGUUUUGAUUACGAGAUCAGAUUUAAAUGCUGUGGGUGUCCAACACAACCUCCAUCUACUACACUUCCAACACCAACACCUUCAACUCCCUCAACUACAGUUACAACUCCUAAACCUUCAACUCCCUCAACUACAUUUCCAACUACAACCCCUUCAACUUCGACAUCCACUACACCUUCCACUACAACUGAAACAACUCAGCCACCAACACCUACACCUUGCCCAGGGGGACAUGAUAUGACAUGUGGCUGGUCGGAAUGGAUCAAUAAUGGGAAGCCCACAACAGGCCCUGAUGGGGGGGACAAUGAAUCCAUCAAGAACCUAAUCUCUGCUGGUUAUCAUAUAUGCCCGGCUCCUGAAGAAGUCCAAUGUAGAGCUACCCUUUACCCAGGACUUCCCAUGUCACUGGUGGGACAAAAUGUGAUUUGCAAGAAAGAUGUUGGUCUCAUAUGCUACAACAAACAACAAGGGCUCCAGCAAGAGUGUUUUGAUUACGAGAUCAGAUUUAAAUGCUGUGGGUGUCCAACACAACCUCCUUCUACUACACUUCCAUCACCAACACCUUCAACUCCCUCAACAACAGUUACAACUACCACACCUUCAACUCCCUCAACUACAGUUACAACUCCUACACCUUCAACUCCCUCAACUACAAAGUCCAAUGUAAGCUACCCUUUACCCAGGACUUCCCAUGUCACUGGUGGGACAAAUGUGAUUUGCAAGAAAGAUGUUGGUCUCAUAUGCUACAACAAACAACAAGGACUCCAGCAAGAGUGUUUUGAUUACGAGAUCAGAUUUAAAUGCUGUGGGUGUCCAACACAACCUCCAUCUACUACACUUCCAACACCAACACCUUCAACUCCCUCAACUACAGUUACAACUCCUACACCUUCAACUCCCUCAACUACAGUUACAACUACAACACCUUCAACUCCCUCCACUACACUUCCAACAUCAACACCUUCAACUCCCUCAACUACAGUUACAACUCCUAAACCUUCAACUCCCUCAACUACAUUUCCAACUACAACCCCUUCAACUUCGACAUCCACUACACCUUCCACUACAACUGAAACAACUCAGCCACCAACACCUACACCUUGCCCAGGGGGACAUGAUAUGACAUGUGGCUGGUCGGAAUGGAUCAAUAAUGGGAAGCCCACAACAGGCCCUGAUGGGGGGGACAAUGAAUCCAUCAAGAACCUAAUCUCUGCUGGUUAUCAUAUAUGCCCGGCUCCUGAAGAAGUCCAAUGUAGAGCUACCCUUUACCCAGGACUUCCCAUGUCACUGGUGGGACAAAAUGUGAUUUGCAAGAAAGAUGUUGGUCUCAUAUGCUACAACAAACAACAAGGGCUCCAGCAAGAGUGUUUUGAUUACGAGAUCAGAUUUAAAUGCUGUGGGUGUCCAACACAACCUCCUUCUACUACACUUCCAUCACCAACACCUUCAACUCCCUCAACAACAGUUACAACUCCUAAACCUUCAACUCCCUCAACUACAUUUCCAACUACAACCCCUUCAACUUCGACAUCCACUACACCUUCUACUACAACUGAAACAACUCAGCCACCAACACCUACACCUUGCCCAGGGGGACAUGAUAUGACAUGUGGCUGUUACAACUCCUACACCUUCAACUCCCUCAACAACAGUUACAACUACAACACCUUCAACUCCCUCAACUACAGGUACAACUCCUACAGCUUCAACUCCCUCAACUACAAAGUCCAAUGUAGAGCUACACUUUACCCAGGACUUCCCAUGUCACUGGUGGGACAAAAUGUGAUUUGCAAGAAAGAUGUUGGUCUCAUAUGCUACAACAAACAACAAGGACUCCAGCAAGAGUGUUUUGAUUACGAGAUCAGAUUUAAAUGCUGUGGGUGUCCAACACAACCUCCAUCUCCUACACUUCCAACACCAACACCUUCAACUCCCUCAACUACAGUUACAACUCCUACACCUUCAACUCCCUCAACAACAGUUACAACUACAACACCUUCAACUCCCUCAACUACAGUUACAACUCCUACAGCUUCAACUCCCUCAACUACAAAAGAUGUUGGUCUCAUAUGCUACAACAAACAACAAGGGCUCCAGCAAGAGUGUUUUGAUUACGAGAUCAGAUUUAAAUGCUGUGGGUGUCCAACACAACCUCCUUCUACUACACUUCCAACAUCAACACUUUCAACUCCCUCAACUACAAAAGAUGUUGGUCUCAUAUGCUACAACAAACAACAAGGGCUCCAGCAAGAGUGUUUUGAUUACGAGAUCAGAUUUAAAUGCUGUGGGUGUCCAACACAACCUCCUUCUACUACACUUCCAACAUCAACACCUUCAACUCCCUCAACUACAGUUACAACUCCUAAACCUUCAACUCCCUCAACUACAUUUCCAACUACAACCCCUUCAACUACGACAUCCACUACACCUUCUACCACAACUGAAACAACAACUCAGCCACCUACAACUACCAUUACAUCCACUACACCUUCUACUACAACUGAGUUACAUAUAGUCACAGGAACACCCUCUCGACCAACUACUGCGCCAUCUACUGCACAACAAAUUUGCCAUUGCCUUUAUAAUGGUAUCCUGUUCCCCCCUGACUCCAUAGUCUACAAUAUGUCGGACCACGAUGGCUACUGCUACAUAGGGUACUGCAAUGAAAACUGUCAUAUAGUACUCAAAGACCACCAUCCGUGUAAUAAUACGAGGAAAGAGUGUGUAAACCCUCCAAGAAAGGAUGGUGAAAUUUGGAAGGAGAGUAACUGUCUUGUUGGGACAUGUGACAAUGGCAAGGUGACCUAUAACCAAACACAAUGUCCAACUCCAAAGCCUGUAGUAUGUGCAAAUAACUUCCCUGCUGUUAAAGUGAUGGAUGAUGACGGAUGCUGCUUCCACUAUGAAUGCCAAUGUAUCUGCUAUGGUUGGGGAGACCCCCAUUAUGUCACCUUCGAUGGAACCUACUAUGGUUUUCAAGGCAACUGUUCGUACUGGCUGAUGAAGGAGAUAUUGCCCAAAUACAACUUCAGUGUUAUGAUCGAUAACUACUACUGUAAUUCUGAUGAGGGCUUGGCCUGUCCUCAGUCCAUCACUGUCUUCUACAAAAGCUACACAAUCUUUAUAAUGCAGAAGGAGGUCAAUGGCGUUUACACAAAUCAGACCACUGUGAAUGGCAAGCAUGUGACUCCUGCAUACCAGAACGGUGACUUCCGUAUAACCUCCACCGGUAUAGAGACAGUGCUUGUCAUCCCUGCAAUCCAUGCCAAGAUCACCUUCUCAGGACUCAUAUUUGGCAUCUACCUGCCCUAUAGUAAAUUUGCCGGCAACACAGAGGGACAGUGUGGCACAUGUGACAACAACCGGACAGAUGACUGCAUGUUGCCAAAUGGCAAAAUUGAUCCUUCAUGUCCUAACAUGGCACAUCAUUGGCAUGCGGAAAACUGUGAACAUACUAAGCCCACAGUUGCACCUACACCUACGCCUCUGCCUACGACUACUUCUGCGCCUACAACUCCGCACAGCACCUGCGAUACAACCAUCUGUGAGAUCAUUAAGGGCAGUGUGUUUGAAGCUUGCCACAAGGUUAUUGACUACAUUCCAUUUGUCGAGGCCUGUGAGUUUGACGUUUGCCACAUGCACAUAAAGCUUGUUGGCUGCACCAGCUUACAAACCUAUGCCGACGCCUGUGCUGAGUCUGGACUGUGUAUUGACUGGAGAAAUGCCACCGACGGACUCUGUGAAUAUGACUGUCCAAGUCCCAAAGUCUAUCGGGCAUGUGGUCCUCAGGUGGAGCCUACCUGUGAUUCCUGGUACAACCAGAAAUUCGUCUACGCCGUCAAUGAGUUCAGUGCCAUGACAAAUGUGAAGCUGGAGGGUUGUUUCUGUCCAGAUGACCACUUCCUCCUCUCUUCCAGCUCUAAUGAAUGUGUGCACAACUGUGAAAUUUGUCGGCUGUCAAAUGGAAGUUGGACACGGGCCAAUUCGACGUGGAAAGAAAACUGUAAUGAGUGUAGAUGUGAGGAGGACACACUGCAGGUCAGCUGCCAUCCCGUGUCCUGUCCGGCACAGCCCCCCCUCAGCUGUGACGAAGAAGGCCAGGUCAAGGUCACUGAAACGGUUGGCUGCUGUCAAGAGGAGAUUUGUGUUUGUAAUGGGACGCUGUGCCCUGGUCUUGUGCCAUCCUGUCCUCUUGGUUUUAUUCCGAACAAAGCUAAGGGAGUCUGCUGUUGGAAAUACUCCUGCGGUAAGUGUGCUAUGCUAGUGCAUACUGGAACUGCAUUGCCACGUUACAUUUUUACCAUAGCGAUUGUUGCAUCACAUUUAAAAUUGAUCACUUUAGCCACACUUGUAAAACCUAAUGCGAUCCAUUACAGCAGCUCAGCCAUGAAUUCUCCCUCUACAAAGGAAGUAAUGUUUCCAAGCGUGAGUAUGUUUAUCUGUGCUGACCUUCUUACCUUGUCCGUCCAGGUCGGAGAACCGGUGCCCAUGAAGCCAUGUGAGAAGUGCAUUUGUAGUAACAAGGUCAAUGCCAGCAGCCAUCUGAACAUUAUAGACUGUGAGCCUAUACCCUGCGACACCAACUGCCCUGUGGGUUAUGAGUACCACAUCAGCGCUAACCAGUGCUGCGGGACAUGUGUCCAAACAAGCUGCAUUGUCGUGCUGUUGAAUGCCACAUACUCAUUAAAGCCUGGCUCCAUUUGGAGUCCUGCCGGGAACGCCUGUGUGAAGUUUGAGUGUGUGAAGAUCGCUAAUCAGUUCAUCACCAUAGAAGCUAAGACAACCUGUCCCCUCUACGACCCUAAUGAAUGCAUACCGGGCACAGAGACCAUAGCUCCAGACGGAUGCUGCCCCAUCUGUAUUCCGAAGGGUGAGCCAUGCGGUGUGUCCACUACACCUGUGUACCUGGAGAGCCAGGGCUGCCAUGCCAAAGACCUGGUCAAUGUCACAUCCUGUAAUGGAGCAUGUGGCACCUUCACCUUCUAUUCUACCAAAACAAGAUCCUUGCAGCACACCUGCUCCUGUUGCCAGGAGUUGGCAACAUCUGAGCGCCGGGUCCAGCUCUCCUGCCCUGACAACACAGAGAUCACUUACACCUACACCCACAUCGACACCUGCGGGUGCCUCAAGACAGAGUGCUCUGUGCCUGGCCAGAGGGAAUCGGCAACCAUUACCUCCAGUGUCAAAUCACGUCGACGCAGGAGAUAAGGCAAAAAACCAGGACAAGCAUAUGCAUUUGGCGCAUUAAUUUAUAGUACCGUAAAUUAAAUUAUACUGGAAUCAGCAUGCAUAGUUCCUCUAUUUAUGUCUCAUGUAUCAGUUUACUUAGUUUUAGCUUGAUAAGAAACCCACAUGGAUCUCAUCAAUAAAGAUUAUACUGCAGCUUAAAUACUGUCUUUGUCCUGUUUUUUUUUAUUGGGAGCUUUGGAGAACCAGAAUGAAGACACAAGGCUC